Suricata suricatta (meerkat) is the source of this 7469-nucleotide messenger RNA. It is a transcript of the gene DISP3, whose product is annotated as dispatched RND transporter family member 3. The record is from RefSeq and is a predicted model, not a curated record. Gene Ontology annotation, cellular component: membrane. The transcript is spliced from 20 exons. Lineage: Eukaryota; Metazoa; Chordata; Mammalia; Carnivora; Herpestidae. Bases 387 to 4328 code for a protein of 1313 amino acids.
GCCGGCCACUGACGCAAAGCCAGGCGGAGUGGAGGCCUGAAGCACCAGUGGCUGGGGGGCGGCGCGGCUCUAGAGCCUGCACCGGACACCCCCACAUCCCGUGGUAGGAGCCGAGACCCAAACAAAGGCGGGCGGCGAAUAAAAGGCAGCGGCGGCGCCGAGCGCUCCGGUUGCGCGCUGGGGACCAGGAUCAGCAUCAGGCUGCGCGCGGGUCUGCACUCUCCAGAGCGGAGCGGGGAACCUUCUGCAGCCACGGAAGAGCUUCUCCCUGCGACUCCCGCCAGGGGGCAAGUCCUCACGGAAGGGUGGCCGCAGCCCCCGGUCGCUCCGGUGCGCCUUCUUCCCGCGCCCGCGGCUCAGCCAGCUCAGCUUGGCCAGCCGAGGCUAUGGACUCGGAGGAUGACCCUUUGCUGCAAGAUGUGUGGCUAGAGGAGGAGCAGGAAGAGGAGGAAGCAACCGGUGAGGCCUUCAGGAGGGCUCAGAAGCCAGGGGCCCGAGCUGGAGAAGGACAGUGUUGCUGGAGGCAUUGGACCUUGCCUUCCCGGCCCCCAGCCUCGGGCUUCUGGAGCACCCUGGGCUGGGCUUUCACAAAUCCGUGCUGUGCAGGGCUGGUGCUCUUCCUGGGCUGUAGCAUCCCCAUGGCCCUGUCAGCCUUCAUGUUCCUCUACUACCCGCCACUGGACAUUGACAUCUCCUACAACGCCUUUGAGAUCCGCAACCACGAGGCCUCCCAGCGUUUUGACGCCCUGGCGCUGGCGCUCAAGUCCCAGUUUGGGUCCUGGGGGCGAAACCGGCGCGACUUGGCUGACUUCACCUCUGAGACGCUUCAGCGCCUUAUCUCGGAGCAGCUGCAGCAGCUGCAUCUGGCCAACCGCUCUCGACUGGUCACCAGGCCCCCACGGGCGGUCUUUGCUGCUCCAAGGCGUGGUCCAGGCACAUCCCCUGACACUUCCACAGACCAGAAACCAGCAGCCAAUCGGAGUGGGCGUCUUCGGCGCGAGGCCCCACCCCUGGUGGAUCUGACAGCCAACCAGAGCAAAGGCCCGGGGAACCAGGGGAUGCAGAAGAAUGGACGGUGCCAACCCAGCACCCCGCCCCCUGCUGUGGCUGCGGCCAAUCAGAGCCGAGCCCGCCGAGGUGCCUCACGCUGGGACUACUCACGUUCUUACGUGAGCACCAACACCCAGACGCAUGCGCACUGGCGCAUUGAGCUUAUUUUCCUGGCACGCGGCGACGCAGAGCGCAACAUUUUCACCAGUGAGAGGCUGGUCACAAUCCACGAGAUUGAGCGCAAGAUCAUGGACCACCCGGGCUUCCGGGAGUUCUGCUGGAAGCCCCAUGAGGUGCUCAAAGACCUUCCGCUAGGGUCCUACUCCUACUGCUCCCCACCCAGCUCACUCAUGACCUACUUCUUCCCCACUGAGAGAGGCGGCAAGAUUUACUACGAUGGCAUGGGCCAGGACCUGGCUGACAUCCGGGGAGCCUUCUUCUGGCCCUGUUUCUUUGCUAAAGAAACCCCUGCUCAUCCACCAAGAUCCAACCUGGGCAGUUUUUCCCUGAAGCUGGACAAAGUCCAGGUUCUGUACGGGGGGACAGACCUCUUUGAUUAUGAGGUGCGCAGAACCUUCAACAAUGACAUGCUCCUGGCCUUCAUCAGCAGCAGCUGCAUCGCUGCCCUCGUCUACAUCCUCACCUCCUGCUCAGUGUUCCUGUCCUUUUUCGGGAUCGCCAGCAUCGGCCUCAGCUGCCUGGUGGCUCUCUUCCUGUACCACGUGGUCUUCGGUAUCCAGUACCUGGGCAUCCUCAAUGGGGUGGCUGCUUUUGUGAUAGUGGGCAUCGGUGUGGACGAUGUCUUUGUGUUCAUCAACACCUACCGCCAGGCCACGCACCUGGAAGACCCACAGCUGCGGAUGAUCCACACCAUCCAGACGGCAGGCAAGGCCACCUUCUUCACCUCCCUGACCACGGCCGCUGCCUACGCAGCUAAUGUCUUCUCCCAGAUCCCAGCUGUCCAUGACUUUGGCCUGUUCAUGUCUCUCAUCGUGUCCUGCUGCUGGCUGGCUGUGCUGUUUACCAUGCCCGCUGCCCUGGGCAUCUGGAGCCUUUACAUGGCACCACUGGAGAGUGCCUGCCAGACCAGCUGCCACCAGAAGUGUGCCCGCAAGAGCUCCCUGCACCUCCCCGGGGAUGUGUUUGCCGCUCCCGAGCGGGCGGGGGGCAGCCCCACCCAGGGCCCCAUGCCCUACCUGGACGAUGACAUCCCCCUGCUGAAUGUGGAGGAGGAGCCGGUGUCACUGGAGCUGGGAGACGUGUCCCUGGUGUCCGUGACCCCGGAGAGCCUGCAGCCAUUUCAGUUCCAUCCAAUUUCUUUCAGACGCCUGACACCCCUCCCCCAAGCCCAGGGCCCUAAAGCCCACGUCCCUAUGGUUGUUAUCUGUCCCAGUCUCUGCCCUCCCCUGCCGGGCUCAACCAGGACACCCUGGUGUCCCCAACAACGUGGGGGGGGGGCAGGUCUCUUCCAGGAAAAGCCCCACAGCCUGCAGAACAACAUCCGGACGUCCCUGGAGAAGAAGAAGCGGGGCUCAGGGGUCCCCUGGGCGACCCGGCCUGAGGCCACCCCACAGGACUCCCCAGGCACCGUGUAUGUCUCCAAGGUGAAGAGUAAGGGCCACCCGGCCGUGUACAGGUUCUCCCUCAAUGCCAGCCUGCCCGCCCCUUGGCAGAUCGUGUCCCCCGGGGACGGGGAGGUGCCCUCUUUUCAGGUAUAUAGAGCGCCUUUGGGUAACUUCACCAAGAAGCUGACCGCUUGUAUGUCUACAGUAGGGCUGCUCCAGGCGGCGAGCCCCUCCCGCAAGUGGAUGGUGACAACCUUGGCCUGUGACGCCAAGCGGGGCUGGAAGUUUGACUUCAGCUUCUAUGCGGCCGCCAAGGAGCAGCAGCACACCCGGAAGGUGUACUUUGCUCAGUCCCACAAGCCCCCUUUCCACGGGCGUGUGUGCGCCGCGCCUCCAGGCUGCCUGCUCAGCUCCAGCCCCGAUGGCCCGACCAAAGGCUUCUUCUACGUACCCAGUGAGAAAGUGCCUAAGGCCCGCCUCUCAGCCACCUUCGGCUUCAACCCCUGCGUGAACACGGGCUGCGGGAAGCCAGCCGUGCGGCCACUGGUGGACACCGGGGCCAUGGUCUUCGUGGUCUUCGGCAUCAUUGGUAUCAACCGCACGCGGCAAGUGGACAACCAUGUCAUCGGAGACCCGGGCAGUGUCAUCUAUGACAGCAGCUUUGAUCUCUUCAAAGAAAUUGGGCACCUGUGUCGCCUCUGCAAGGCCAUCGCGGGGAACUCGGAGCUGGUGAAGCCAGGCGGGGCCCAGUGUCUUCCGUCAGGCUACAGCACCUCCUCCUUCCUGCAGAUGCUGCACCCUGAAUGCAAGGAGCUGCCGGAGCCCAACCUGCUCCCAGGGCAGCUGUCACACGGGGCGGUGGGCGUCAAGGAGGGCCGAGUGCAGUGGAUCUCCAUGGCCUUCGAGUCGACCACGUACAAGGGCAAGUCCUCCUUCCAGACCUACUCCGACUACCUGCGCUGGGAGAGCUUCCUGCAGCAGCAGCUGCAGACUUUCCCUGAGGGCUCGGCCCUGCGCCGAGGCUUCCAGACCUGCGAGCACUGGAAACAGAUCUUCAUGGAGAUCAUAGGGGUGCAGAGUGCCCUGUACGGCCUGGCCCUGUCCUUGCUCAUCUGUGUGGCCGCCGUGGCUGUGUUCACCACCCACGUUCUCCUCCUGCUGCCUGUGCUCCUGAGCAUCUUGGGCAUCGUCUGCCUUGUGGUGACCAUUAUGUACUGGAGUGGCUGGGAGAUGGGUGCCGUGGAAGCCAUCUCCCUGUCCAUCCUCGUCGGCUCCUCCGUCGACUACUGUGUCCAUCUAGUUGAGGGCUACCUGCUGGCUGGAGAGAACCUGCCCCCCCACCAGGCUGAGGACGCCCACUCCCAGCGCCAGUGGCGGACGCUGGAGGCCGUGCGGCACGUGGGAGUGGCCAUCGUCUCCAGCGCCCUCACCACGGUCAUCGCCACGGUGCCCCUCUUCUUCUGCAUCAUCGCUCCGUUUGCCAAGUUCGGCAAGAUCGUUGCACUCAACACGGGCGUCUCCAUCCUCUACACGCUCACGGUCAGCACGGCCCUGCUCGGCAUCAUGGCCCCCGGCUCCUUCACCCGGACCAGGACUUCCUUCCUCAAAGCCCUGGGCGCCGUGCUCCUGGCGGGGGCCCUGGGGCUGGCCGCCUGCCUCGUGCUCCUCCGGAGUGGCUAUAAGAUCCCCUUGCCCACCGGAACCUCCCUAUAGCGCUGGCACCAGGUCCUGACUCACGCACCUUUUGCCCGGCUGGCGUGGGACCAGGCGCUUGUUCUCUGACCCCAGAGACGUGUCUCCCGGCUCAGCUGUAACUCAUUCUGUUCCCAGGCCUGAGCUGGAAAGUCACAGGUUGCUCAGCGUGGGAGCCAAUGCCCACCGAUGUGGCCCGAACUGCCUUCUUCACAGUGCCCAGCCAGAGUAGGGUGGGAAGCAGGCUACCACCGUGCCAGACACCCCCUGACACGGGAAGAGUCCAGCCCCUCUCCAUGCCGGAUCAGGGUGUCCCUCUCACGGUGCCUCAGUGCUGACAACUCUCCUACGUGGGUGUUAUGGGGCCCCCAUUCUACAGAUGUGAAAACUGAGGCACCAGGAGGCAAACUGACUGACCUGUAGCUGGGUCAGUGGCAGAGCCCAGCUGCCUCCUGAGCCUCAUGCUUCCCUCGGGGAAUUUGCAGGAAGAGCACAGCGGGUUCAAGGGCAGGGGCUUUGCACCCCCAUCCUAUUUUCCCCUUUCCCCAGCUUUAUGGCGGCCAGUGCUGGGUGGUCCUGUGGUCCCUCCCAGGCCUUUUGGUCCUGGCCGGAGAAUAGAGAGACCGGCCUGGGGUUCUUCUGCAUGCCCGACCCCAGCCCCAGCCUCGAGAGGCUCCUUCUCCCCGGGACUGCAGGGCCCCAACACAGCCUUCCUCACUGAUCCAAGUGCCCAGCUCCCCAACUCGACUCUGGGGCUGGAACUGGGGGAGGCAGCCCCUGGGAGACGGGGGCUGACUGUGCCUGCCGGCCAUCUCACAGCAGAUGGCUCCUGCCCCAGCGACAGGAAACUGCCGCCCUUAACACGAGCAUUGUAACAUCGUAACAUCACUGGCUCCACCACAUUCUUAAAAUUUUGAUAACUAAGUGUUCCGCAGGCUGCCUGGCCAGAAGCUCUCACGAGGAGGGGGUGGGCCCGGGCCCCCCGGGGACCAAGGUCCCAGAGUGUUCUGCAUGCCGGGGUGAGGUUGGGGGCUUUGGGUAGGAGUGGGGCUCAGUAGAUGUGCCUUCUUUGAAAGGGCUCCUCUGGGUCCUCCGUUGGGGCAUUUUUGAGGUCCUCUGGCAUGCGGGGUGCUGUACCGGGCACUGGCCCCCUUCCUCGGGGCAGACGUUGGCCCUGGGCUUUAGAAAACUGCACAGAGACUGAGCGGGAACAGCCCUGAGGGUGGGAAAGAUGUCGAGGGUGAUGUCCAGGCUAGCCCACCUGUAAAUAUUAACGGGGGGUGCUGGGGAUGCAAGGCCGACGUGCAGCACCAUGUCCCCCCACUUCAUGCACACCUGGGACCAAGCAGGGGCUCAGUCUUUGUGUCGGGAACAGCAGACCUUUGGACACUCCCCUCCUCCCAUCUGUAGUGAAGACAGACACUGAGCAGUUAACGGUCUUAGUUACUAUGCCCCACAUUCUUCUGGGAAUUUGUAUCAAUCUUCUGAGGCUGCCGUAACAACAUGCCACCACCCGGGGAGGGGGGCGGGGCUUAGACCACAAAUUUAUUCUCUCACAGUUCUGGAGGCUGGAAGUCCAAACCCAAGGUGUCAGCAGGGUGGCUCCCAGGGAGAGUCUGUUCUGGGCCUUUCUCCUGCCUCCUGCUGGUUGCCGGCAGUCCUUGGGGGUCCUUGGCUUGUAGACACAUCACCCCAAUCUCUCCCUCUGUCUUCUCAUGCUCUUCUUUUCUCUGUGAUGUUGACCGUCAUCCUCCCUUUCUAAGGACACCAGUGGUUUCAGAUGAGGGUCUGUCUUAAUGACUUGAUCAUCUGCAAAGACCCUAUUUCCAAGGAAGCUCACGUGCUGUAGGUACCAGGGUUAGAGUUUCAGUGCGUCUUUGGGGCAGACAUUUCAACCCAGAACAGGCUCAGCCUGCGUCAGCUCCUUCAGGAACCUUACGCAGUGGGUGCUAGCAUACCCAUUUUGCACACGGGGACACCGAAGUUCUACGAGACAGACUUGGCUAGGUCACACAGCUAGUUAAGGUGGGGCCAGACUUUGACCCCAGCCAGCCCUGCCCCAGGAUGUAAGUUCAGCCACGAAAAGCAUACCACGUCUGGGAAAAUUAUCACAAAGCCUGAUGGUGGGGACAUUCUCUGAGCAGUGGGGGUCACAAUGAGUGAGAGGCCUGUUGUUAGAAACUCUGGGAUGGAAAUUGUUGAAUGUGGACAAUACUUCACACUUAAGUGCUUUUUUGUCACCCUGAUGUGAAACCUGGGCCCUCGGAGGCCCAGCAGAGAGCACUACGGCCCAGGGGCAGGUUGUGCCUGGGACCACACAGGCCUGAAGGGGCUGCUCAGGAAUUCAGGCCAGGGUGGGGGUGAACCCCCAGCUCCACAGAGUGGGGGACCCUUACACGGGGUUGUGCCCCUUCCAGUGAUCGGCGCUAUGGGAGGAGCCAGCAAGUUCUAGGCCAAGUUCAGGCGGGAGGGGGUGACCGGGAGGCAAGUGGAUAAGGCACCUCAGAAGGUGCUCAGAGAAAGGACUGCCCCGUCUAAUAGCCUCUCCAAUAACCUAGUUUUAAAGCUGAGGCAGAGUUGUUUGCAUAUCAUUUGCAUGCAGUCCAAAUAAUGCCCAUUUAUUUGUAAAGAAACCCUCACUUAGCCCAUUUCCUUUUAAGAAACAGCUCCUCUUCCUUCCCCUUGGCCUGUUCUUUUUUUCAGUGUUGUGGGGGUGGUGAGCAGGCAGCCAGGCCUUGGUGUCACAGUCACCUCCCAGCAGGUGACCAGGGCUGCCCCACCUAGGUCCUAUUCUGGGGACCCUCUAGCUCUUCAGUGAGCUCGGUUCCCAUCUUAACAGAUGAACAGAUGCCCAGAAGGGAGGGCAGUUUCGGAUGGCACCAGGCUUCUCCUGCCACGCCCCCCCUCUCCACUCUGCCUCCCUGCCAGGCUCCCCCUCUGUGGCUGACAUUCUCAACUUCAGAUCUUUAUUUCUUCUUCAAAGCUGACCUGUCCUGAUCCCUCAGACCCUAUGUGGUGAUCGCUCUGUCCAGCUCCCGGCCAGGAAUGCGCUCCCCACCAGGGGUGGGGGCCGAGGCAAGGCUGAGGGACAGAGGUGGAUGACUGAGUCCACACACCUGUCUACUUGCCUACAAAUAAAUCCCCCUUUAUCUUGUUUGUGAA